UGGGGGGUGUGAGGGUCUCUGCCGAGGUGUGGCCUCGCGGUGCAGGAGCCGGGAGCCUGGCUGCGCCCUGGAUCUGGCAGGCAUCUGGCAGGCGGGGCCAGGGCGGGGCAAGGGGCGGAGCCUUGAGGACCCGAGCGAGCGGGUGCGGGCUGAGCUCUGAGGCUGCACUAGGCUGGAAGUGGAUCCCAAGCGCCGCAAGCACUAAUUGGUGUAGGAAUUGAGACCUUCUUCACAGUGGUUCUGUGGACAAUCACAAUGGGAAUCCAAGGAGGGUCUGUCCUGUUUGGGCUGCUGCUCAUCCUGGCUGUCUUCUGCCAUUCAGGUCAUAGCCUGCAGUGCUACAGCUGUCCUUACUCAACCGCUCGGUGCACUACGACCACCAACUGUACAUCUAAUCUUGAUUCAUGUCUCAUUGCCAAAGCCGGGUUACGAGUAUAUUACCGGUGUUGGAAGUUUGAGGAUUGCACUUUCAGACAACUUUCAAACCAAUUGUCGGAAAAUGAGUUAAAGUAUCACUGCUGCAGGGAGAACCUGUGUAACUUUAACGGAAUACUUGAAAAUGGUGGGACAACCUUAUCAAAGAAAACAGUUCUUCUGCUGGUGACCCCUUUUCUGGCAGCAGCCUGGAGCCUUCAUCCCUAAGUCAACACCAGGAGAGCUUCUCCUCAACUUCCAUUCCUGUGUAGUCCCUUUCCCUUGCCACCACAGUCUAAAGGCUUGAUAUUUUCCAACUAGAUCCUGUUGGGAAAGAAUAAAAUUAGAUGGAGCAACUUGAGUAAGAUAAAAGGGCUCUGGGAGAUUUUGAAGACCAGUCCUAUUUGCAGGGAAGCCCCACUUGAAGGAAGAAGUUUAAGAGUGAAGUCGGUGUGACUUGAACUAGAUUACAUGCUGCUUCCUUUGCUCUUGGGAGGACCAGCUUUACAGUGACAGCUUGAGUCGAUUCUUUGCAACCCUCAGAUAUUUUCCCUUUGGCUCCUUGGGUAUAGUCAAUUAGCAUCAUUAGUACAUUUUUGGAGGGUGGAGCAGGAGUGUGUGAGCAUUCUUUCUCAUAUGGAACACUUCGAUAAACUUCAGGGCUCCCGUAUUGCCAUGGAGGCAUGCCAAAUGUUCCAUAUGUGGGUGUCAGUCAGGGGCAACAAGAUCCUUCAUGCAGGGCUAGAGGACUUCUGGCAGGGAAGUGGGUAAGUGUUCCAGAUGGAAGGGCAUGAAAACUUAGUGAGGUACCAGUAGCUGAAAGUUUAGUUUUUCCCCAUCUUUUAAUUUUAUAUGGGCUUUGUUACCUUUCACUGGAAAACUGUAAUACCAUACAUUAAUAGUGUGUUAAAGCUAUUUUCUCUCCUUUUUUUUAAUUGGAAUGGUGGGAUAUCUUGGCUUUGCCACACACAGUUACAGAGUGGACACUCUGUGCUACAUGUAACUAGCAGUAUUAAGUGUCCUUAUUUUAAAUGUUACUGGUAAGGCCGUUCAGGUAUGUGUGUAUACAGUAUAAAUACAAUGGGAACAGCCUUUGGGGUUGCAGUUUGAGACUUCCAAAGGCCAUUCUUAAUAACAACAGAUCUGCAGGGGUGUGUUUUAUUCGUCUGCAUCCAGCCUCUUGUUAACUCCUAGCUGACUUAGCAUAGAUUGUAUAAAAUACUUUUGUAAGGGCUAUUAGCACAGUCACAGAUGUUUGAGGCUUUCAGAAGCUCUUUCUAAAAAAGGAUACAGACCUUUCAUAAAGGCAAACUUUUUCCUUUUCCCUGCACAUUCUAGUGAAUAGAUCUCAAGAUUCAGUAGCCCUAAUAUUUGUAUUAUGAUCUUGGCUGUAUUUAAUGGCAUAGCCUGACUUUUGCAGAUGCAGGAAUUUCUUGAUUAGCUUUUGGAAAAAAAAGAACCUUUGAUUACACUCUGUUGGACAAAUCAAGUACAAUGCUUGAUGCCUUUCAGAAAGUGAAAUAUAACAAGUGGAUGAAUGUGUUAUGGCCCAGAAAGAUAAGAGCAUAUGCAAUAUGCUUAAUGGUGGCAACUGAAAGACGAUAUCCUGAGCAGGGCCAGCUUUCUUCUGUUGAUGCCAUUGCCUGAACAUAGAAAAAGAGAGACUUGCUCAUCAAAACUUAGCAUUCCCGUGGUGCUCUGCGUUCUCUGUUAGCUCAGUGUCUUUCCUUACAUCAUCUUUAAUUCUCUGUUUCAAGACAAAAUGCUACGUGUGACUCUUUCCUCAGUAGGAUUUUUCUUUCUUUGGCUUGAGGAAGUACUGACCGUGCCCACAGCCACUGGCUGGGCAAAGAAGCUCAUUUUAUGUGAGUUCUAAGAAAUGAGAACCAAUUUUGACUAAGCAGAAAAUGAAUAUUUUGAAACUUUGUUAGGGGUGAGGGGGUGGGAAAUUCAGCCACACUCCAAAAAGCCAGGAGUUGGGCAGUUCUGGAAAUCUCUCUCAGGAUUCAGAUUCUAGGAUGAGAUUGGCUUACUGCUAUCUUGUGUCAUGUACCCACCUUUUGACCAGACUCCACUGGGAAGAAGGUAGUCCUCUAACACAGAAUCUGGGUGCUACUAAAUGGGGAGAUAAGGAGAGGGCUGCUGAGCUGUCAGAAUCAGCAAGGGAAAUAUAAUGGCUUUAAACUGUGGGGUUGCUUUCUGCAGAAAGUUGCUGACUCGUGCCCUAUGUGGGUAACCCCCCAUAUAGGCACCGAGGAAUGAGAGCUAAGCAGAACCCUGACACAGGGCUUGAGGAAUAUCUCACUUUAUAGUGUUAACACUCAGCUAUUUCCUUUUAUAUAAUCCUUUCUAUAAUAAUAUAUUAGUUGAUAGAAAUAGGGCUUGAUGAAUCCCUUUAUAUAAACCUCUCUAUAUAAUCAUAUAAUAGUUGAUAGUAUGAGUGCCUAAAGAAUAUUUCCCUACAUAUAUACCUAUAAUUAUAUCUUAGUUCAUAUAGGAGGAAUAGUGGACACAGUACAGAGCAUGAAUUAAGGAAUAAGCAGCUUAUAAUCAGAGGAAUGCCUAAGAGCAGACACAGUACAGAGCAUGAUUUAAGGGAAAAACAGUUAUGCCGGGACAAGAAUCCAUGGCCCAGGCGGCAGCGUUCAGUAUCGUAAAGAUACCCGCUGUAUGGCAGGCUUGGGGCGAGAGCCACUCCUCCUGAUAAAGGAGUUGUAGGACCUUGCUCCAGUUCUUGUGGAAGGCUGCCCUCAGAACGGCAAUCCACCUUGGUGACUGUGAAAUUUAUCAGCUCUUGCUACUGUGUUGCUUGAAAAGCAUCUUCCCAUAGAACCCAUUGGAAGCUGCCAGAAGGUGGCAGUAACUCUGAGAGCUCUGUCACUGCUAUGUGACUUAAAGCAUCCUCCUAUAAAUCUUAGAAGUAGUUUCACCAUAGAUAGAAGUAUUGCACACUGCGCACGGCCCACCUUCAAACCUCAGUGACCUAAUGGGGGCGGACCCCUUACUGUGCACAGCCCUUGCCUUCGUGGGAACGGGCCCCUUGCUGUGCACUGUCCACCUCCUGGCCUAGGUGACCUAAUGGGGGUGGACCCCAUGUUUUAUUGCUCACGACCCUAUCACUAUCCUUAAAGAUGAUUUCACUCACUGCGCUGCCCCCUAACCUAUACACAAUAAAUACUCAUGCUUCUGGACAUUCGGGGCCUCGCCUGACUCUGCUUAUAGGUGGCGUAGCCCCCCGAGCCCAGCUGCAUUUUUCUUGUA
Molecule: messenger RNA, 3675 nt
Organism: Callithrix jacchus (white-tufted-ear marmoset)
Lineage: Eukaryota; Metazoa; Chordata; Mammalia; Primates; Cebidae
Gene: CD59
Product: CD59 molecule (CD59 blood group)
Biological process (GO): negative regulation of activation of membrane attack complex
Cellular component (GO): plasma membrane
Molecular function (GO): complement binding
Source: RefSeq, a predicted model, not a curated record